Molecule: messenger RNA, 7130 nt
Organism: Limulus polyphemus (Atlantic horseshoe crab)
Lineage: Eukaryota; Metazoa; Arthropoda; Merostomata; Xiphosura; Limulidae
Gene: Tnks
Product: tankyrase-1-like
Exons: 28
Coding region: 27-3539 (1170 amino acids)
Molecular function (GO): NAD+ poly-ADP-ribosyltransferase activity; protein binding
Source: RefSeq, a predicted model, not a curated record
GUGAGUUGUGAUAUUGGAGAUGGAAGAUGGCGACUCGUCGAGCUAAUUUAUCCAAUUCAACACCAAUAGACUGGUUUUCUGAUGCUGGAAGAGAGCUUUUCGAAGCUUGCAGAAGUGGAGAUGUUUCUAGGGUUAAGAAACUUGUAACAUCUCAAAGUGUUAAUGCUCGAGACACUGCUGGAAGGAAGUCAACACCUCUUCACUUUGCAGCAGGGUUUGGCCGGAGAGAUGUUGUGGAGCACUUGCUUCAGAAUGGUGCCAACGUUCAUGCUCGAGAUGAUGGAGGUUUAAUUCCUCUCCAUAAUGCUUGUUCAUUUGGACAUGCUGAAGUGGUGCAACUUUUGCUAAAACAUGGUGCUGAUCCAAAUGCGAGGGAUAAUUGGAAUUAUACACCAUUACAUGAAGCAGCUAUCAAAGGCAAAGUAGAUGUUUGUAUUGUUCUUCUUCAACAUGGAGCAGAUCCUUCCAUCAGGAACACAGAUGGAAAAACUCCAUUAGAUUUGGCUGAACAAUCUGCUCGAGCAGUGUUGACAGGAGAGUACCGUAAAGAUGAACUUCUUGAAGCAUCUCGAAGUGGAAAUGAAGAAAAAUUGAUGUCCCUGCUUACUACAUUAAAUGUUAAUUGUCAUGCAAGUGAUGGAAGAAAGUCCACUCCUCUACACCUAGCAUCAGGGUACAACCGAAUUAGGAUUGUUCAACUACUCCUGCAGCAAGGAGCUGAUGUACAUGCAAAAGAUAAAGGUGGGUUAGUUCCAUUGCACAAUGCUUGUUCCUAUGGUCAUUUUGAGGUCACCGAAAUGCUUAUUAAGCAUGGAGCCAAUGUAAAUGCCAUGGAUCUGUGGCAAUUUACUCCCCUUCAUGAGGCAGCAUCGAAAUCUAGAACAGAAGUGUGUUCUUUGCUCUUGAGCCAUGGGGCUGACCCAACGAUGCUAAACUGCCAUUCUAAGAGUGCUGUUGAUGUAGCCCCAUCUCGAGAACUUCAAGAAAGACUCUCUUAUGAAUUCAAAGGUCACAAUUUACUAGAAGCUACUCGACAGUGUGAUCCGACUCGUGUGAAGAAGUACCUCUGUAGUGAAGUGGUCAACUUUAAACAUCCAUUCACAGGAGAUUCCCCUCUUCACUGUGCUGCCAGCUCUACUGCUCCUAAAAGAAAACAAGUAACUGAAGCUAUUCUAAGAAAAGGUGCUAACCCAAAUGACAAGAACAAAGAGUUUUUGACUCCUCUACAUAUCUCGGCAGACAAGUCUCACUUUGAUGUGAUGGAUGCAUUAUUAAAGCAUGGAGCUAAGGUUAAUGCUCUCGAUGGACUUGGCCAGUCGCCCCUUCAUCGCUGUGCACGUGAAGGAAAUGUUCAAGCUUGUCGAAUACUACUGUCUUAUGGUGUAGAUUCCUCUAUUGUCAGUCUUCAAGGGUACACUGCAGCUCAGGUUGCCACUGAAAGUGUUCAAAAGAUCUUGUCUGAUCCUCCUCCAGGAAGCACUGAUGCAGAGUAUCAGCUCCUUGAAGCAGCCAAGGCUGGAGAUAUAGAAAUAACAAAGCAAGUUCUACAGUCUCAACCACAUGUGGUGAACUGUCGAGAUGUGGAUGGCCGUCAGUCUACGCCACUACAUUUUGCUGCUGGUUAUAACAGAGUUGCUGUGGUAGAAUACCUGCUACUUCAUGGAGCUGAUGUACAUGCUAAAGACAAGGGAGGACUUGUACCAUUGCAUAAUGCAUGUUCAUAUGGUCAUUAUGAAGUUGCUGAGCUGUUAGUAAAGCAUGGAGCCAAUGUUAAUGUAGCUGAUCUUUGGAAAUACACACCUUUACAUGAAGCUUCAGCCAAAGGAAAAUAUGAAAUAGUCAAACUACUAUUAAAGCAUGGUGCUGAUCCUUCUAAAAAAAAUCGAGAAGGAAACACAGCCCUGGAGCUAGUUAAGGAAGGGGAUCAGGAUGUGGCUGACCUGUUGAAAGGUGAUGCAGCUUUACUAGAUGCAGCUAAAAAAGGUAACCUUGCUCGAGUGAUGAAGUUGGUCACACCACAGAAUAUUAACUGUCGAGAUUCACAGGGAAGAAACUCAACCCCUCUACAUCUAGCAGCUGGCUACAACAACUUUGAAGUCGCAGAGUUUCUGUUAGAAAAUGGGGCUGAUGUAAAUGCACAAGACAAAGGAGGACUCAUCCCUCUUCAUAAUGCUUCGUCUUAUGGGCAUUCGGACAUAGCAGCUCUUCUGAUAAAGUACAGCACUGUAGUAAAUGCCACCGACCGUUGGGGUUUUACCCCACUUCACGAAGCUGCCCAGAAAGGUCGAACUCCUCUGUGUGCACUGUUGUUAGCACAUGGAGCUGAUCCAUCAGUACAGAACCAUGAGGGACAGGCUCCACUAGACCUGGCCACUGCUGAAGACGUACGCUGUCUGCUUAUGGAUUCUAUGCCAGCUCAUGCGGUAACCCUUGCUCCUACUAGUAAAACACUUCCCUCAACAGGAAAUAUUUCUCCAGUUCCUGCUAAUGGGCUUCCAUCUCUCUCAUUGCCAUUCCCAUCUCUUCCACCUCUCCAACUCGAUGAAGAUAUCCCUCCUGCCAUCAACCUACUAAAGACCCAUAAGCCAUCUCCAACACAGCAUGGUGAUGGUUGUCUUGACAUUGACAGACUAGAAACCAGUGACACAAGUCAGCAGAGUAUGACUCUUAUUGCACUGCUCAGUAGUCUUGGUUUAGAAAUGCUCAGGGAUGUGUUUGAGAAGGAGCAGAUAACACUAGACAUUUUAGCAGAAAUGGGGCAUGAGGAACUGAAGCAGAUUGGAGUAAAUGCCUAUGGCCACAGGCACAAACUUAUCAAAGGAAUAGAAAAACUAUAUGCAGGACAUAGUUCAGUACCUAUACCCUCCACAUCAGGAACAAUCUUGGUGGACUUAACUACUCAUGAUCGAGAGUACAUGGCUGUUGAGGAAGAGAUGCAAAGAACUGUGUGUGAACACAGAGACAACAGUCAUGCAGGAGGGAUAUUUAGUCGAUAUAAUAUCAUUAAGAUUGAGAAAAUACGAAAUAGGAAGUUGUGGGAACGUUACUGUCACAGAAGACAAGAAGUCACUGAGGAAAAUCACAAUCAACCUAAUGAGAGGAUGUUGUUUCAUGGCUCUCCAUUCAUUAAUGCCAUUGUUCAGAAAGGUUUUGAUGAGAGACAUGCAUACAUUGGUGGGAUGUUUGGAGCAGGUAUUUACUUUGCUGAAAAUUCUUCUAAGAGUAACCAGUACGUCUAUGGCAUUGGAGGAGGAACAGGGUGUCCUGUACAUAAAGAUCGUUCGUGUUAUAUCUGUCACAGACAGCUGUUGUUGUGUCGAGUAACCUUGGGUAAGUCCUUUCUGCAGUUCAGUGCUAUGAAGAUGGCCCACGCUCCUCCUGGCCACCACUCUGUUGUCGGCCGACCCAGCGUUGGAGGUCUGUCUUACCCAGAAUAUGUAGUUUACAGAGGAGAACAGGCUUAUCCUGAAUACCUGAUAAUCUACCAGAUAAUGAGACCAGAAUCAGAAACUCCUGCAGUGCCACCAGGAUCAUCCUGAGAUGUUUCUGUCAUAUGUUUUCAUACAAGGAUUAAAGAUAUUUGGUAUACUGAAAAAAUUAAUCAUGUCACUGUGUACCAUAUCUACUCUUCUCAAACAAGAAUUAACCAUUCCUCUGGUCUGGUCUUAUUAGUGUUUACAACAACUUAAAUUAUGCUAAAAGAAUCAGCUGUUCUUCUUGAGUUGGUCCUGCUAGUUUUACACCAACUGAAGUUGUGCUACAAGAAUCAGUUGUUUUUGAGUUCACCUUUUGUUUUACACCAGUAUCAGCAUACUUUUUUCUUCUAGCCUAGUGUUUUCAGUGCUUACAUCAACUCAAGUUGUCAUAACAGAAUCAACUGUUUCUACUAAGUUAACCCUACCUAGUGUUUAAACCAACUGAAAUUGAACACCUGUUCCUCCUGCACAAGCCCUACCUAAUGCUUACAACAACUAAAGUUGCUGUAACAGAACCAACUGUUCCUCCUGAGUUAGUCCUAGUGUUUACAUCAACUGAAGUUGUCAUACCAGAAUCAACAUAUUAUUCAUCCUGUUCUUAUUUUAACAGUUAUUGUAUUAGCUAAGAUUUGUAAUUUCAAUGACUUUUGCUCUACUUUAUUGUCUUUUCUAUCAUCAUUAUUCAUAAAUUUGAAACUCUUGAAACAUUUUAUAUAGUUGCUCCUGAUGUCAGCUGUGACCAUUACCAUUUAUAAUCUUUCAGUGUGUAACAUUUUGUUUCUCAUUUUGUAAUAAGAGUUAAUUCAGAAUCAGUGGUACUACAUAAGAAAGACUUUAUCUGCCAUAGCCUCUUUUCUUUGAUGCUGGAAUUAAUUGGCUUUCUUUGUAUAUUAUACUAUUGUAUAGUGAUGAUUGAAAGUGAGCUUAAAUUAUUCCAUAUUAGAAAUACAUGAAGAACUGAGCACAAACAAAAGAGAAAGAAAAUAAUUUUUUGAUUGAAGAAAAAUGAAUGUUUUUGUUUGGAGUCUUUUUUGGAUGAUUGAAAAGUUAAUUUUUCUACCUGCUGGGUAGCUAGCAGUGUGUUUCAGUCUCCCAUGAAAUGUAUCAAAGGAUGUGCCAUGUGUUAGAAAUGUUGGGUUUAAAAUUAGAAUAUUUACAGAAAUUAACUUUGUAAAUGGACCCCAUAAAACAGGAGGAAAGGUUGCAUUAAAUCACAAAAGUACAGCAGGUAUAGCUGUAAAAAGUGAUUACAGACCAUUUUGAGAGAGACUAUAACUGCAAGAUGAUAAUCUAAUUUGAGGUGUUGAUAUUUUUUAUUUUAAUGUUGUGUUGACAGCUGCAAACUUUGAAUUUCUCUGUUUAUCAAAUAUAGCAUCUUAUUCACAUUUUUACUUAUUCUAUUUUUCUCUUUGUCUUGUCUAAGAUUUGAGGUAUUUACACAUUAUAUAUUUUCGUAUUUGUAUUGUUUUGCUUUGUUUUUGUUUUUUUUUUAGAAAAAUGUGAAUUUAUUGUAAAUAAGGAUCAGAUGUUGUUGAAAGAGUGUAUUUGUGAGAGAAAUGUUUUUCAGAUUAUUAUGUUAUUAAUUAGGAAGUUGAUAAGAUAAUCUGUCAUAGAAACUGGAUAGAAUAACUUCUACAAGCAAUGUUUUAUAAAAAAUACACAUACAAAAUAUUGAUUAAAAAACUACUUUCAGAAACCAUAGCUAACCAUAGAACCCACCUAUAGCCAACAUUCAAAUGAUUCUUGAUUAAAAAAGUAAUUGUCAAUUGCCACUGAUUAGUGGAGAAUCAAUUUUUAGAUUAGUUUAAAAAACCCAACUUCAGAUAACAUCACUGUUAUGUUAACUAAGGUAUACCUAUAACAUCACACAUCUGUAAAACCCACCUUCAGAUAACAUCGAUGUUAACUAAGGUAUACCUAUAACAUCACACAUCUGUAAAACCCACCUUCAGAUAACAUUACUGUUAUGUUAACUAAGGUAUGCCUAUAACAUCACACAUCUGUAAAACCCACCUUCAGAUAACAUCGCUGUUAUGUUAACUAAGGUAUACCUAUAACAUCACACAUCUGUAAAACCCACCUUCAGAUAACAUUACUGUUAUGUUAACUAAGAUAUACCUAUAACAUCGCACAUCUGUAAAAACCUCUUUCAGAUAACAUUGCUUUUUAAAGAAUCCGGAUACAGGUAACAUUUAGUUUAUAGCAUUGCUUCUUAAAGAAUCCAUAUUUAGGUAACUUUGCUAUUUAAAGAACUUGUAUAUGGAUAACAUUAUUGGUUUAAAAACUUGCAUGUAGAUAAUAUUACUGGUUAAAAAACCAAUCUUGAAACAACUUUGCUAUUUAAAGAACUUAUAUAUGGAUAACAUUAUUGGUUUAAAAACUUGCAUGUAGAUAAUAUUACUGGUUAAAAAAACCAAUCUUGAAACAACUUUGCUAUUUAAAGAACUUAUAUGUGGAUAACAUUACUGGUUUAAAAACUUGCAUGUAGAUAGUGUUACUGGUUAAAGAACCAAACUUGAGAAAACUUAAAAGCCUGUAAAGACAAAGUUAUUGGUUUACAAACACGUAUAAAGAUAACCUUGACAUUUAAAAAGACAAAUUAAAACUACUGUUUAAAGAAUAAAAAAAGUUAAAGAGUAUUGCUAGUUAAAUAAUCUACUUUUAAGUAUUAUUGCUAACUAAAGGACCUACUUUAUACAAUAUAAUUGUGAAAAAUGUAUUUUUAGAUGAUAUUGCUUUAAAAAAAAAAAGAGGAUCUUUAUAUUACAAUGCUGAUUUAAUAACCCCCUUUAAAUUAUCUUUUAGUGGUAAUAGAACCAACUUUUAGAUAAUCAUAUCAAAUGAAUAUUCUCUUGACCGUAACAUAUUUGACUAAAAGAACAAACCUUUAGAUAACUGCCCAAGAUGAGAAAGAUUUCAUUAUUGCUUGAAAACAACCAAAAGAUUUAGCUCACAAUUUUCAGUGAAAAAUUUAGCACAGAGUAUCUGAUUGAAUACGAAGAAAAUGUUUUUAUACUUUCAGUGUUGAUAAGUGAUCCAGGCUUUAAAAAUAAGGUUUUAGGAGUAAUUUUUUGGCUUAUAUACUGCACACUGUUGUUAAGUUUUCUGUCACUGAUUUUACUGUCAGUCAUUAUAGUUCCACAUUAAUAUUAAUUUGGCACUCAUGGAAGAAAGCAGUGCAAUUGAUAAUGUUUACCUAAACUUAUAUGUGAGGAAUUAAAGUGUGAUGUAUAUUUUUAUGUAAAGAAUCUUAAUCUAUUAAGAGUGAUAGAUACAGGCUCUUGAAACUUGGACACAAAACAUUUAAAAAGGGAGUUUAUCCUCAAGUUUAGAGAAGUAGAUGAAAAGUUUCAGGUAUAGAAAUCCAUUUUCUUUAAAAGCUAACUUGUCCAUACUUGUAUCUGCCUUGGAAAACUGAAUGGUACUUAAAAGUUCAUUCAUGUUGCUCAGAGAAAAGAAAAAAAAUACCCAUUGUUGUCCCCAGUCUUUCUUUUAAUGUUGGAUAUUUUGGAAAAAAUGUCCAUUGUUGUGAUGUUGACUAUAAAUUGUAUUUUUUGUGUUCCAAAAUAUGUAAAUAUUUCUGAGGAUAUAGAUACCCAUUUUCUUCCUUACUUUGUUGUGAAUAAAAGAAGAAAAACAAAAGGUUAAAAGCAA